Erythranthe guttata (spotted monkey flower) is the source of this 560-nucleotide messenger RNA. Lineage: Eukaryota; Viridiplantae; Streptophyta; Magnoliopsida; Lamiales; Phrymaceae. The record is from RefSeq and is a predicted model, not a curated record.
CCCCGUAAAAAUUAGCCCCCCACAUAAUAGAAGUGUAAUCCCCAAAUUACCCUCACUCGCACUCAACCUCUCCGACAAACCGAAAAACCAUUUCACACACUAAACAUUUAAUCUCUCCCCCAUCGGAUAUCCUUCUCUCCAUGGAGAACCAGAACCAGAACUCCGGGCGGCGCCACCGCGAGCAAUCGGCGACGAGUUCUCGGAGGAGCUUGAAGCGGAAACUCGACGAGGAUUCCGGCGAAGAUCGCGGCAGGAUCGGCGGUGAAUCGCCUUCCGAUUCGCAGCAAGAUCUCGUGACCGAAAUUCGCACUCAAGUUGAGAUCCUUGACUCCGUUGCCUCCUCCGCCGCCGAGCAGGAUCGCGCGUCCGUCAAACGCGCAAUUCACGUCCUGUCUGAGCUCGCCAAAAACGAGGACAUAGUGAAUGCGAUAGUGGACUGUGCGGCAGUUCCAGUUCUGGUAAAGCAUCUAAAGGCUCCGCCGUUGGUGACAGAGAUAGAAAGUGGUCCGAGGUUGUACGAGCACGAAGUGAGAAAGGAAGUGCCUUCACUCUGGACUCUA